CAAUAAUAAUAAUAGACGGCAAUUUCACCAUGAGCAGCUCCUCAAGCGAGAAGAGCGCUUUGGUACUGGAGCUGGGGGCGUGUUACGCUCGAUGCGGCAUCUCUGGGGAGCGUUCACCUCGAUGUGUGGAGCGCUGGCAGGUGGGGGAAAUGCUUCACAAGCCGCUGAGCGCUGCCGAGUGGCGCCAAUAUCUGUACCCGAAGCUUCACAGUUUGUGCUUUGAGCGGCUACUGGUAAACCCGACGCGUCGGCGUUUCGUGGUGUGUGAGGAUCUGCUGCUGCCGCGCGUAUUAAGAGAGACACUGCUCAGCAUACUGUUCGACGUACUCAAGGCUUCAGCGGUAACGUUGGUGCCAUCGAUGAUGUCAGUACUCUACGCUACAACCAAUCACACCGCGUUAGUGGUGGACUGCGGUUGGGUGGAGACGAGAUUGCUGCCAGUGUUUAAGGGGAUUCCUUUGCCGUAUCUCUACGACACUGUUCCUGCUGGCAGUCGGAACUGCUGUGAAGUCAUUCAACGAGAGCUAAAUUCUACUCGUGAUCAGCGUAUGGGCUGCUCUAAGAAUGUCACACAUGUGACUGAAGCCAUGGCGGAGGACAUUCUCGAGCGAGCGUGCUUUGCGCAGCAUAAGACGGAAGAUAACGGUGUGCUGCAGAUUCCCGGCGAUCUUCGAACCGAGGUCGUGGAACAGCUACUUCUUGGCGACGAAGGCACGGAUGGGACGUCCAUUGUCGAUGGCAUCGUUGGGGUCUUGAAGAGGGCUCCAGUCGAUGUGAGAGCGGCACUGCUGGAAAACUUGCUCUUGGUUGGGGGGACUGCAAUGAUUCCUGGCUUGGCGCAACGUGUGGUGGCUGAAGUGUGUGAAGCUUUACAUCACGACAACGAGUUCGCAUCUGCAUCAACUGCUGUUGAUCGAGCGCAGCUUGUUCAGACCUCCUUCCCACGGAACAUACUCGCCUGGGUUGGUGGCUCGAUUUACGCUGCCACUGAAAGCGCACGCGUGUCGGCUAUUUCGUCGCAAGAGUAUAGUAGCUCCAAAGGUACCGGUAUCCCUGACUGGCUCACUGUCGCUGACGAGGAAUUCUAG
Phytophthora infestans T30-4 is the source of this 1088-nucleotide messenger RNA. RefSeq lists its product as uncharacterized. The record is from RefSeq and is a predicted model, not a curated record. NCBI's taxonomy places the organism in Eukaryota, Oomycota, Peronosporomycetes, Peronosporales, Peronosporaceae. Gene Ontology annotation, biological process: microtubule-based movement. The coding region runs from base 30 to 1088 and encodes 352 amino acids. The transcript has 9 exons.